AGAACGCCCGUGGGUUGCGGGUCAGGGUCGCCUCGCCCGCGCCCCUCCGUCCCGCGUAGCACUCAGAAUGAGCGACGAGAGAAACCUGAUCCCCCCACUGCCGCGCGCCCCUUCCCGGGCUUCAUGGGCCUGGCCUGGCCUGACCUAUUAGCGGGAUUGGACACCUUGACUAAUCUCUCGAAACAGUUUCCUCACUUGACUUCACAGCUCUCCUACCUCUUUAGCCAGUCCGUCUGGAGCUGCUGUAACGUCCCUCCUGGCUUCCCCAGCCUCUACAAUGUUGGAGCGUCCAGGACUCUGCCCUGGGACCUCUGGUCUAGCUGCACUCACCUCCUGGGUGACAGUUUGUCAUCCAGUCUCACGGCUUUUAAAUGCUGUAUCCUGAGCACUAACAAAUUUAUAUCCCCCAACCCAGACCUCUCCCCCGGGCUCUAGACACAUCCUGAUGCCUUCUUGCAACUUUUGAAUGUCUCUGAAGGCAAAACCUAAGCUUUAUCUCCCAACACAAGUCUUCCCAUUGCAGCAAAUAACUCCUCUUUGUAAUCAGCCAGUCUUGACUCCCUUCCCGAACCAACAUGCCCUGGUUUUGCAAUAUACCCGUCCUCUAGCCGCCUCUCACCACAGCUAUCUAAGGCCGGGUCCCAGCCACCAGUCUUUCUCCCAGGUUAUUGCCAGCAGCUCCCAUGCAUUUCCGCAGGCCAUUCUCAGUCCAGCAGCCAAAGUGAGGCUGUUGCUGAUUCUGGAUAAUUCUCGAGUACGCCUCAAACCCAAGCCCAAACUGACACCAAGAAUACAGAAACUUCUUAAUCGAGAAGCAAGAAAUUGUACACUCAGUUUUAAAGAAGCAAAAAUUGUGAAAAAGUACAAAGACUCCAAAAGUGUACUGUUGAUUACUUGUAAAACAUGCAACAAAACAGUGAAACAUCAUGGAAAGAGCAGAAGCUUUCUGUCAGCACUGAGGAGCAAUCCUGCCACUCCUGCGAGGAAACUCGGCCUGAAGACCCCAGAGAGAAAGUCUCUGGGUUCUGCAAACCUAAAUCACAGGGUGUCUGGUUCCAAAGGCAAGAGCCCAGCGUUGACUUUCAGAACACCUACAUCUGGACACUCAACACCCACUUGCUCCUCAAAAAAUGUGAACAAAACAAAGAAACACUUCUCUCAACUAAAAAUGUUACUUAGCCAGAGUGAAUCCAAAAAGAAUUCAAAGGUGGACUUCAGAAAUUUCUUAUCUUCUUUGUAAAGGAUGGACUUAUGGAAAUAAGAAAUGUUUAAUGUAAUUUCUGAAACUAAAGUUACCAGAAAAACAGCUUUUUAAAAACUAGGGUCUAAAAGCAAACUUUUCUUGGCAGUAUUCUGUAUUUAUGGAGAAAAUACCUCAUUAGAAUGAAUAACUAAAACCUGCCUAUCUCUCAGGGUGAUUCUGAGAAUCAAAAACAUAUGAAAAGUCCUUGUAGGUAAUUUUAAAAAUAUAUAUGUUUAUUGAUUUUAGAGAGGAAGGGAGAGGGAGAGAAACAUCGAUCAGUUGCCUCCCAUAAGCAUCUCAACCUGGGUAUAUGC
Molecule: messenger RNA, 1557 nt
Organism: Myotis myotis
Lineage: Eukaryota; Metazoa; Chordata; Mammalia; Chiroptera; Vespertilionidae
Gene: RMP24
Product: chromosome unknown C18orf21 homolog
Exons: 4
Coding region: 467-1240 (257 amino acids)
Source: RefSeq, a predicted model, not a curated record